Ananas comosus (pineapple) is the source of this 829-nucleotide messenger RNA. RefSeq names its product sec-independent protein translocase protein TATA, chloroplastic. The transcript has 2 exons. The record is from RefSeq and is a predicted model, not a curated record. Gene Ontology annotation, cellular component: membrane. Bases 75 to 569 code for a protein of 164 amino acids. Gene Ontology annotation, biological process: protein transport by the Tat complex. Lineage: Eukaryota; Viridiplantae; Streptophyta; Magnoliopsida; Poales; Bromeliaceae.
AUAUCUCCAAAGUAAAACACAAACACAAACGCAUACCAGAGAGAGAGAGAGAGAGAGAGAGAGAGAGAGCGAAAAUGGCGAUAGCGUGCUCCUCCACGGCUCUAAUGGCGCCUCCGCCACUCCUCCGCACGAAACCCUCGUCCCCCUCCUCUUCCUGUUACUACUCCGUUACCUCCUCCGCCUCCCUCGCCUCGCGCGCCUCCCUUCUCUUCUCCGGCGGCGGCGGUAUCCUCCGUCCCGUUGCGCGGCGGCGCCGCUCCGGUGGACGCGGAGGCGGAGGGGGAGCCUUGGGGUCGCGGUGCCUCUUCGGGCUCGGCGUCCCCGAGCUCGUCGUCAUCGCCGGGGUGGCCGCGCUCGUGUUUGGCCCCAAGAAGCUCCCCGAGAUCGGACGCAGCAUCGGCAAGACCGUGAAGAGCUUCCAACAGGCAGCUAAAGAAUUUGAAACCGAGAUAAAAAAAGAUUCCGAAGAUGCAAGUCAACCUGCUCCAUCUGAAACCCCCAAAACAAUCAAGAGCGAAGACGAGAAAAAGGAACUCGAAGCUUCAUCAGGCACCAAAGAAAGCAUCUAGAGGAGGAACCUAAGCUGCUGUUUUUCCAAAGCCAUCUCCGUGUUUCAUUGUUUGUAUCAUUAAGAGAGUAUUUAAUGUUCCUUAUUUUUCUUAUCAUUCCAUAAUCUUAUGGCGUUUUGACUCGACAAAACUGCGAUUCGAGCUUCUGAAAUGUAGUUAGUGCAUUAUUCCCACUUUUACCAAGACUUGGCUUGUGCCAUUUUUUGUACCAAAGUUGAGUUUCUUGUUGUUGCCUCUAAAGGAAUCAUCUGGUUUCAUCA